Dentiscutata erythropus is the source of this 540-nucleotide messenger RNA. Lineage: Eukaryota; Fungi; Glomeromycota; Glomeromycetes; Diversisporales; Gigasporaceae. The record is from the annotation of a GenBank genome assembly.
AUGGCAAAAUUAUCUAUAUUAAUUUUUAUCCUCGCAAUUAUUAUUGCAUCUAUUCAUGCUGUCCCUUUUAACUUUAACAAAUUAAAUAAUCGUGAUGGAGAUGGGAAAAUUAUCACGGUAGUAAGUGAAGAUGAAUUCUGUGGCUUUCUUCCAAAAACUGCUGGCCAAGAUAUUGGCUCUAGCGAAGAUGACGCCGUCACAUUCUGCAGAAACAUACCGACCGCCAAUGCACCUGGAGCCCAACAAUAUCCACCUGGAUUCAUCUUAUCAGCGCACUUUUAUAAAGAUGAUGCAAAUGGUUUUGUUCAAGUCACCGGCCGCCUUGACAAUAGUAUAUACGUUGACCCGAGUGACGGAGGUGGUCAAUAUGACAUUAAAGCUCCUGGUGGUGCAUCGUGUUUCGGAUUUAGCCGUUUUGUGAGCCUUGUCGAGCCUAACAAUGGUUUAUAUUGUAUUCGUUGUUGCAAUGAUAAAAAAAAUUGUCCUAUGGGCAAAAGUACAGAUGGUUGCGAGGCCGUUAUUCCAGGAGACUAUUCUUAA